Molecule: messenger RNA, 995 nt
Organism: Guyanagaster necrorhizus
Lineage: Eukaryota; Fungi; Basidiomycota; Agaricomycetes; Agaricales; Physalacriaceae
Product: ribonuclease H1 small subunit
Exons: 2
Coding region: 45-632 (195 amino acids)
Biological process (GO): RNA catabolic process
Cellular component (GO): ribonuclease H2 complex
Source: RefSeq, a predicted model, not a curated record
UGUCAGCAUUCUUGGCAGGUAACUCUUUCCUAUUGACCACCACCAUGGCCUCAACUUCCUUGCCCUCAUGCUCACCUAACCUCAUGCCGUUUCAUAUUGAUUACGAUGGACCCGCAUCUAUCUCGACGUUUUUUCGCGUCGAAGAGCGCGUCACCGAGAAUUCGGAUGAGCCCAAACCUGUGCCAGAUGAGCCGAAGGCGGAAUCCUCUACGACAGCUACAGCAGUACCUCCAUCUCUUGCCAGACGUGCAGCCACGUAUUUUGUCUCAAGCUUUCGAGGACGUACGCUUCAUGGUAAAACGAUCCACGUCCCGAAGGGCUAUACGGGGUUGGUGUGGAAGAAUAUAGAGGGAGUCAAGAAAGGGAAAGGAAAAGGGAAGGCCACACAUGAUGGCCCCUCGAGCAGCGCCGCACGUCGCUUUCGACGAAACAGGCAGAAUGAGGAUGAGGAUGAAGAUGCACCGACCGCGAAGUCCUCCGCACCCGUUCUCACACCCACCGCCCAGUUUUCCUCCUUCGUUCUCUGGCAUCCGGACACAUUGGGAAGAGAGAAAGAUGACGAAUAUGUUAGAAGUCUAGAUGAAUGGACCAAGUUGUCAGAGCUGAUUCAUUAUGUACCUGGCGAUGAAUGACUUAAUCCUUGUUUCAUCUAUGGAUAGACCGUCGAUUUAUGUUACCCAAUCAAUACCUACUCAAUUUUUGAGCAGAGAGAGUUUUACAAAGGUGUAGAUACUAUAACCUUCACAAGUCAUAGCUCAACAUUCUCUUCCAACAUAACAGACAUUGGGCUCUCCAGAGCUUUAUUUCUCAAUAGAACACCACAUGCCAGAAAGCAGCUACACAGCUCCUUGUUGUCCAGCUCCCUUCACUAUCCUCAACCUGCUUGUUUCAGAUGUUGUUACUCAGAUCUUCAAUGGUUCCCAUACUUUCAUUACACCUACACCAAUGCAUGCAAAUGACUUUUUUAUGCCACAUACAGAUGAUUUACCAUAGAG